CAAGGCGGAACCCAUAUAUCAAUACUGUUUCCUUUAGGACUGUUUAUAAAGUUACACCCGCUGCACGAUACAGGUCAAAUGUCUACCUGUCUUUACACAGACAUAUCAACAACAUGACGGCUGUGUGCGGUUCCGCUCGGUUCCGGUUGAUCCAGUACCGUAGUGCUGUGAGGAGAGUCGUGAUGCAGCAGGGCCGAACCGUCUGCGCUCACACUCACGGAUCUGCUGGAGAUAUCAGAGAAAAGCUGCGGGCAUUUCCAGGAGGAUCCAUAGACCUUACGAAACAAGAGUCAGGCAUCGCCGUGAUGACUCUUAAUAACCCAGCACGCAUGAAUGCUUUCUCAGGCAGCAUGAUGCUUGAACUGGAGGAGCGGGUUCAUGAACUUGAGAGCUGGUCUGAAGGGAAAGGGCUCAUUGUACAGGGAGCUGCUGGAACCUUCUGCUCUGGAUCAGAUCUGAAUGCAGUCAGAGCCAUAGCAAACCCACAGGAUGGUAUGCAGAUGUGUGAGUUUAUGCAGAACACUCUGUCAAGACUCCUCAGGUUGCCACUUAUCUCAUUGGCACUGAUUGAAGGAAGAGCAUUGGGUGGCGGAGCAGAACUCACCACCGCCUGUGACUUCAGGUUGAUGACAUCUGAUGGAGUUAUCCAGUUUGUCCAUAAGUAUAUGGGAUUAGUACCAGGAUGGGGAGGAGCUGCAAGGCUAGUUCGUAUUGUUGGCACCCAGAAUUCCCUGAAACUGCUUGGGGGGGCCAGAAAGGUUGAUCCAGACUUUGGAAAACAGAUUGGACUGAUCGAUGAGGUGCUUCAUUGCUCUUCUGGGGAUGGAAAUACGCUGACUCAGGCAGAGCAGUGGCUAAGUGAGUUUAUCAAGGGCUCGGCGCCUGUGAUCAGAGCAGUUAAAAGAGUUGUUAUCUCAGGACGAGAGCUAGCGCUGGACGAGGCUCUUACAGCUGAGAGAAAUGUGUUUGGGACAGUAUGGGGUGGUCCAGCCAAUCUUGAGGCGCUGGCUAUGAAAACAAAACAUAAAUGACUGAAAACAUCUUUGGUUAACAAAGUAAAACUUGUUUGAAGAACGUGUAUGGUCAGACUAUAUACUUAAAUUAGAAAGAAGAAACCUGGAGUGCUUUGCUGGGUCCACAUUCAAACACUGCUAAAUCCAUCUGAUUCCUGCUUUUCUUGUGCUAUUUGAUUUUAAUUAAACUCUGAUCCCAUAAUAAUUGUGUAAAACAUCAAACAUGUUUUUAUUUGUUUAUUAGUAGAGCAACAAAGCAUUCUAGCACUACCAGCAGAUAUUGUUUUAGUGAACAUUACUGUAGUCUCACGUUUUGUCCUUAGGAGUGAAAGUCAAUGUGGUCUGCUGCUGCUGUAGCUCAUUUGAUUGUAACAAAUGGUUAUUUCAGCAUGACCUGGGUGUCAGGGUCUUUGUGGGCAAGGAGAUUAAAUCCACCUUGUCCUCCCGUUAUACCAGGGGUGGGCAGACUAUACAGCGGUAUGGGAUCAGAAUGGUUUCUUUAUUCUGAAUAAAUAUACAAUGAUCCACAAAUAAAUAGAGUUUCACAAAUAUUUUUUAAAUCCACAAAUGCACAAUAAGCAAACUAUAAAUAUAUAUUACACAUUUUUAUAAAAAGGAAUGAAAUUCACAAAUAAAUAAAAUGGGAUUUGCAAAUAAAAAAUAUUUAUAAAUAUAUUUUAAUUGUAUUUAUAUGUGAAUGGCUUCCUGUGCUUUUGUGGAUCAAAGUCUGUGCAUUUGUGAAUCACUGCAUGCAUUUUAAACAUUUCUAAUGUAAAGAUAUGAAGGUAAAUCAGUAGCAAAACUUAAGAGCUUGUAAAUUUUAAUUUGAGAACUUGAAAAAUAAAUAUUUGCACAUGUA
Paramisgurnus dabryanus is the source of this 1872-nucleotide messenger RNA. It is a transcript of the gene echdc1, whose product is annotated as enoyl CoA hydratase domain containing 1. Gene Ontology annotation, molecular function: catalytic activity. Gene Ontology annotation, biological process: fatty acid beta-oxidation. The record is from RefSeq and is a predicted model, not a curated record. NCBI's taxonomy places the organism in Eukaryota, Metazoa, Chordata, Actinopteri, Cypriniformes, Cobitidae. Gene Ontology annotation, cellular component: cytosol.